AUGAACAAAAACAUAAAAAUUCAGGCUGUAAAAGUGAAAAACUACACGCCGUCUUUUCAGGAAGUAUGGAAGAAGUUCAAAGACAUUACAAAGAGCAUAGCUUUCUCUCUUGUACUUGAUCUUUUUCCAAUUACUCCAAUGGAAAUGAAAGGCUUAAAAGAUAUCCUAAAAGUAGUCGAGCCUUUUUAUCAGUUUCCUAGUGAAAAGCAGUUGCUGGAAGUCAUCAUCCCUCAAAUGUAUGAUCAAGUUAAGAAAAAGAUGUCUUUAACCAUAAAAAAUGACCUCAAAGGCGUCAAUGCAAUAGCUUUAACGAUAGAUGGUUGGACUGGUAGAUGUAUCGCAGACCAUAUGACAGUUUCAGUGCAUUAUUGGACUGAAAAUUUUGAACCAAGGCACUUUUUAUUGCAGCUCGAAAGCUUACCAAAAACAUGGAAUACAGCUCAAGAUUUGUUUCACUUGAUACAAAAUGUUUUACUUAAGUACGAAUUUUCAGAAGAGAAGACCAAUAUUCACAUUGUCACAGCAAACGGAUAUAACAUAGUAAAAGCUGUUUCCAUGAAUGAUAAAUGGGUUAGAAUACCUUGUUUUGCGCGCCUUCUUCAAUUAACCGUUGAUGAUGUAUUGAAGAAUUUCAAUGACUUUAAUAAUUUAGUGACAAAGUGUCAUCUCCUAGUUUCUGCUGUAUGGUCGAGGACGUCGUUAGACACGGCACCAAAUAAGUCGUAUCUCCAGUCAUCUAGUAUAUUAGAUGAAAUUGUACCUUCGUGGAAUUCGAUUUAUGAAAUGUUUGACAAUUUAUUAAAAUUACGUACUACGCUUCAUAUAUUCUUACAAGAAUUGCCAUCACCUCCGGAAAAAUUAACAGAAGCAGAUUGGGAAUCGAUAUCUUGUUAUAUAGAAGUUUUUUCUUUAUUGAAGCAAGCUAGUACUUUAAUGAGCGAAGAAAUGUAUCCUCCGCUUUCUUUAUACCUUCCCACAAUACGUGGUAUUUUAGAAUUAAUGGAAUCCAUGAAUCUUAAUAAUCAGUUGUCCAUUCAACUCAUUAGAUCGAUGUGCUCAAGAUUUGGUCAUAUUAAUACAAAUGAAUCUAUGAUUAUUGCAAUGGUAGUUGACCCAAGAUUCAAGACUCGACUUUUAUCAGAAGAUGAGAAUUUUACUGUAUUUGAUAUAGUUAAAAGUAAAAUGUUGUCUAUGAAUAUUAUUAACAAGGAAGUAAAAUAUAAGACGGAUAAGAUCAAUAAUUCUACGGACAUGCUCUUGGAGGCAUAUUUUAUGAAUAUCAAGAAAGAAAAGGAUUUAGAUACAUCGUCUGAGAAAAUGGCAGAGGCUGAACUGACAUACUAUUUAUGUGAAAAUGUAGUUUCAAUGAAUACUGUGAUAAGCGAGUGGUGGAAGGAUAAUUCAAAUCGUUUUCCAAAGCUGUCUCAAUUAGCAAAAAUAUACUUGUCUAUUCCAGCUGUACAAGUUAGUACCGAGCGAGCUUUUCCUAAUAAGCAAGGCUUCAUUGCCGAUACAAGAGCUGAUAUAUUAACAGAUCAAGUAAAUGUUUUAGACCUAAUGAGAAUUAGUUUUCUCAAUAAUAAUUUAAGUCAAUUUGAGGCUGAUGUAUGUCUGUAAUUAAUCAAACUCAAGUUCUUUCUAAUUUAUAAUUUUAAAGUAAGAAAUUUUAAGUUAUUAAAAGAAAAUUUCGAAAAUACUUCAGAAUAUAUGUAAGAGUUAGGUGCCAUAUUUGCGUUACUAUGGAAACAACACGAAAGGAAAUACAAAGAAAUUUAAUAUUUUUGUGAUUUAAAAUAUUAUGCAAGCUGGAUAAUGCUGUUUAAUUGAAGUUUAAUUAUUAAAAGUUAUAAAAUAAAAAAAUGUGAAGUACUGUA
Molecule: messenger RNA, 1874 nt
Organism: Ceratosolen solmsi marchali
Lineage: Eukaryota; Metazoa; Arthropoda; Insecta; Hymenoptera; Agaonidae
Product: zinc finger BED domain-containing protein 6
Exons: 3
Coding region: 1-1617 (538 amino acids)
Molecular function (GO): protein dimerization activity
Source: RefSeq, a predicted model, not a curated record